Messenger RNA from Camellia sinensis, 1511 nucleotides. NCBI's taxonomy places the organism in Eukaryota, Viridiplantae, Streptophyta, Magnoliopsida, Ericales, Theaceae. The record is from RefSeq and is a predicted model, not a curated record.
UUUGUGCUUAUUGGUGUGUGGUUUGGCUUCGCAGUGCUUAGGGGAAUCGCCAAAGUUGUCGGCCGAAGUCCAGACCGGCCAUACCACCGGAGUUUCUUCUUUAGCUGUUAUUUGGUCGGCAAGUGGAACAACUAGCAAAAGAGACUUACCAGAAGGAUCUAACAACAUGGCACGCCGGAUGAUUGAUCUAGAAGCUCUCGCCUUUGGGACCGACCCUGUUCCCAAUGAGACUCUUGCUGCCACUCGGUCAGCCGAGCGGAGUGUAGUUAUUGCUGAGCAGACUGGUCAAGGUCAUGGGCGAGUCCCCAUUCCUCUUCUUUCUUCCACUGAAAAGGUUUCAAAGUGGAAGAGGUCCAACAAGGGCAAGGAUGUUGUUGGGAGCUCGGCAGGGCAAGACUCUGUGGGAGAGUGGGUGCCCCCUUUCGAGCACAACGGCUGACCGAUCACAACUUUGGACAGUGUGAUGGAGUCAUGCGAUCUGGCCUUUGAUUUGUCGAAGGCACUGCUGCUUCCUUUGGACAUGGCUGAGCACAAUGUCUCGACCAGUGAUCUCAUGAAGGAGGUCACGCAGCUGUUAAUGGUGUGCAUCCAACAGUUGCAUGUCAUGGACGCACGUCGGCAAACGCAAGAGGAAGAGUACAAUCAGAUGACCAAUCUGAUGGCUGAGACCGAACUGGUAUUGAAGUCGGUGGAGGCGAAGCUAAAACAGGCGAAGUUGAAGGCAAAGGAGGCAAAAGUUGCAGUGGCUGAGAAGGAGAAGUACGCGAAGGAGGCCAAGGCGAAAAAAAGAAUGGCUGAGAGGAGGGCCGCUGAUGCUGAGGCUGCUCUGAAAGAGAAUGAAGGCCGAGCAGGCCAAACUGAUAGAGAAAAGCACCCAGAAAGGUUGGGAUGAAGCUGGGGAGGCUUAUGCUAGCAAAGUGCUAGAGCUGAGGGAUAAACUGUACUCCAAGGGUUGGGUGGAUGCCCUUCGCGCUAUUGGGACCAACGAAGCUUUCCCUCUCUUUAAGGACAUCCCAGUUCCAUCCAAGGUUGCUGCGGCGAAGCCUAGGGGGCAGUCUCAGGAGGCUGAGUCUUUGGAGGUUACCCAUCAAGUCUCUCCCCUUUGUCUGCCAAUCCCCAUUGUGAGGCUGAUGUGAUUGGAGAGGAGCAGCCUCAUAAGGAGACUUAGUCUGUUUCGUUCUGCUUUUGUUUUGGAUCUCGGUCGGCUGGACUUUGAUGUAAGGCCAAGCUCCCUUCCUUUGUAAUGAAGUUUCACAUCAAUAGAAUGUUUUUUGAACUAUGCCAAGUUUUGGACUUCUCUUCAAUUUUUUUUUGGUUUCUGUGAUAUUUUCCCCCGGUCGAGCAACAAGGAUGCAGCCUUGCAUUGUUGGCUAUUCGGCCAGACUUGGCCUUGUGCCUUGUAGAAAUUGAAACUUGCCCCCAGGUUUGCGUCUCAGUCGCCUUCUGGGCUUUUGCCUUGGAAGAGUGUCAGAUUGUUUGUUCGGUGGAGCAGCGGUGCAACGCUGCAUUGU